AUGUUUAGCUCAAUUCUUAACCCUUUGCAGAGGUUUUGGAACGUAUGGAAUAUCAGGGUAAUCAUUAUCUUUAGCCUCUUUCUGCAAGCUUUUUUGAUUUUGUUUGCUCCCUUCAGAAAACGCACAUCUAAAAAACCAAUGAUCUUGCUUAUCUGGAUAUCUUACUUGCUGGCUGACUGGGCAGCAAGCUUUGCUGUUGGACACAUCUCCAGCGGUCAAGGCUCGAGCUCAGGUUCCAAUGAUAAAGGAAACAGCUUUGUUGGACACUUCUUCUCCAUGGAUCAAGAGAAAGUCGCUCGUUCCACCUGUAAGGGAGGAGCGGCCUCCGAUGAGAAUGCUGAACUUCUGGCAUUUUGGGCUCCCUUCCUUUUGCUACACCUGGGUGGACCGGACACUAUCACUGCUUUUGCCCUUGAGGAUAAUGCUCUCUGGCUUAGGCACUUAUUCGGGCUAUUAGUCCAAGUAGCGGUGACUGUUUAUAUCUUUAUCCUCACACUUCCUAAAAACGGUCUAUUGGUGCCAACAGUCCUCAUGUUUGUGGCAGGAAUCAUCAAGUAUUGUGAGCGGACACGUGCCUUGUUUCUUGCAAGCUUGGAUAGGUUCCGAGAAUCCAUGCGUAAACAACCUGAUCCAGGGCCCAACUAUGCGAAGCUCAUGGAGGAAUACUCUUCAAAGAAAGAAGCCGGACUACCAACAAAGAUCGAAAUGACACCAGAGCCUGGUAAAGAAUCAAAGCUUGCAACUCUGAGUCUGGAAGAUAAAGAGACGUUAACCGAAAUUGAUGUGGUAAAAUAUGCUCACAAGUACUUCAAAAUAUUCAGGGGACUCAUCGUUGACCUUAUCUUCAGCUUUCGUGAGCGCAACGAAAGCCGAGAUUUUUUCCGGAAGAGAAGUGCAGAGGAUGCGUUUAAAGUAAUAGAGUUAGAACUCAACUUCAUCUAUGAAGCUUUCUUUACCAAGGUCGUUGUGGUGCAUACUAAAUUCGGAUGCUUUGUCCGGGUUGUAUCCACUUGUUGCAUUGUGGGGGCCUAUCUAUUCUUCCUUUUUAUGGAAAAGGAUCAUUUGAAAGAGUUUGAUAUCAUGGUCACCUACACUUUACUAGUUGGUGGCAUGUGUCUGGAUGCAAUUGCUUUCUUCAUGCUCAUUUCAUCUGAUUGGACUAUUGCUACUGUCAAUAUCAAUUCUCCAAAGUCAACCUGCUUUAAGAAGAUUGCCAAAAGAUAUCUUCAAUUAAAGAGUUCAAAGUGGGACUCUGAACACAAGGUAUUGUCUACGCAUUGGCUGAUUCGCAGGUGGUCUGAAUCCGUGGCAAAAUUUAGCUUGAUAGAUUAUUGCGUCAGGCUACGUAGAUAUGAAUUCAAAGAUUUUUGUAUAAUGUUUUGUAUCGAUAAAGGCGUUGAUUAUUUGGGUGGAAGGGAGUUAGUAAAUGGGCUCAAAUAUGUGAAGGGAGAGAAACUCCCUAAAAAGCUAUGGGAAUUCAUCUUUAAUGAGUUGCUAGCUAAAUCCAGGGAGGCCGCAGAUGAUGCAGAAGCUACCAAAAAUAUAUGCUCAGCUAGAGGUGCUUAUGCUAUCCAAAAUGAAGAUUGGGAGAGCAACGUGGAUUUGGUGGUCAUUAAUAAAAUAACAGAGGACUAUAUUGAAAAUGUUGCCUAUGAUGAGAGUCUUCUGUUGUGGCACGUUGCUACUGAACUCUGCUAUCAUGAUUUAACGUUGACUACUAUAACGACAAAAAAUGAUAAAAAUGAUAGUCGAAAGGAAGAUGAUGCAAAAACCAAUUCAGAAUGUGAUUACCAAAAAUUCAGUAAGCUCCUCUCAGAUUACAUGUUAUAUCUUUUAGUGAUGCAGGGUAGUAUGAUGUCAGCUGUGGCUGGUAUAGCGCAAAUAAGAUAUCGGGAUACCUGUGCCGAAGCUGAAAAUUUCUUUAUCAGAAGGGGUUUAAAAAGAAAUGGGGUACGUCAGGCCUGUGAAGAAAUCCUUUCAGUGGAUACAGAAGUUAAACCUGUUCAUGUAAAGGGAGAUAGAAGCAAAUCUGUACUGUUUGAUGCAUGUAUGCUGGCCAAAGAGCUGGAAAAACUGAAGGGGAAGAAAUGGAAAAUAAUCAGCAAAGUAUGGGUGGAAAUGUUGUCAUAUGCCGCUAGUCAUUGCAGACCAGAUACUCAUGCACAACAAGUAAGUAGAGGUGGACAGCUUAUUUCUUUUGUUUGGUUACUCAUGGCUCAUUUUGGCCUCGGGGAGCAGUUCCAAAUCAAUGAGGGCCAUGCUAGGGCAAAACUGAUUGUGGGUAAGUAGUUGAAUUUGUGUUCUAUUGGUCUUGUUAUCUGUGAGAAAUAAAUGGAUUGCACCAGUAUGUGAAACUCAUUAUAUUCUACUGUAGUUAGUGUUUAAUUAAUCAGUGUUGUAUUCUUCUUUUGGCUUUUUCUUUCUUUGUCAUGAGUUAUCUGU
Molecule: messenger RNA, 2442 nt
Organism: Quercus lobata
Lineage: Eukaryota; Viridiplantae; Streptophyta; Magnoliopsida; Fagales; Fagaceae
Exons: 1
Coding region: 1-2289 (762 amino acids)
Source: RefSeq, a predicted model, not a curated record